This is a messenger RNA of Corylus avellana, 1908 nucleotides long. Lineage: Eukaryota; Viridiplantae; Streptophyta; Magnoliopsida; Fagales; Betulaceae. The record is from RefSeq and is a predicted model, not a curated record.
CCUCGCUAGUUUUCCAAGAACUCCAAUAUCUUUGAUUUUUUCUUUUGAGAUUCUUGUUUGUUUCUCGAGAAAGUUGUAUUCUAUUACCUUCUGUUUUGAUCCUUCGCUUCCAAGUUCUCUGGUUCAGUCUGAUUUACCUUUCUCUAACUCCUAGGAGGUUAAUGGCGCAAUUCCAAAAUGACGACCUCGAAUAUGUCGUAGAUGACUACUUCGACAUGGCCAGUUUCGAAGACGGCGACGAUCCUUUCGCUGAAAACCAGCCUCAGAGGAACAACGAUUUCGAAUCGCCGGACUCUGACUUUGAAGACGACUUUGAAAUGAGCAAGCCAAAGACGGAUACCUCUGCUGUGGAAGCUAGGAAUGGGAAAGACAUACAAGGAAUACCGUGGGAGAGGCUUAAUUAUUCCAGAGAUAAUUACCGCGAGAGGCGAUUGAAGCAAUACAAGAACUACGAGAACCUCUCUCGCUCCCGGGAGGAGCUCGAUAAGGACUGCUUGCAAGUAGAGAAGAGGAAGAUCUUCUAUGACUUCCAGUUCAAUACGAGGCUUGUCAAAUCAACAAUAGUGCAUUUUCAGCUGAGGAAUUUGUUAUGGGCGACAUCAAAGCAUGAUGUAUACCUGAUGCAGAACUAUUCAGUGAUGCAUUGGUCCUCUUUGCAGAGGAGGGGCAAAGAAGUGCUCAAUGUUGCAAGACCAAUUGUUCCUUCACUGAAAAGUCCUGGAUUGUUGCCCCCGUCACUCUCAAGGGUGCAGAUAAGCACCAUGGCUGUUAAGGAGAAUUUACUGGUGGCUGGCGGAUUUCAGGGGGAACUAAUUUGCAAGUACUUGAAUCAACCUGGAGUUGCAUUCUGCACAAAAGUUACAACGGAUGAGAAUGCCAUCACCAAUGCAGUGGAUGUUUUCCGUCACCCCAAUGGCUCAAUGAGGGUUAUGACUGCGAACAACGAUGCUCAAGUCAGGGUUUUUGAUGCUGAGAAUUUUGCUUUACUAAGCCUCUUCUCCUACGACUGGUCUGUAAAUAACGCCUCUGUUAGCCCAGAUGGUAAGUUGCUUGCAGUUCUUGGUGACAAUGUUGAGUGCUUGAUUGCUGAUGCUCAGUCUGGAAAAGUCAUUGAGAACCUCAAAGGGCAUCUGGACUAUUCGUUUGCCUCUGCUUGGCACCCAGAUGGACGAAUUUUGGCUACUGGGAACCAAGACACUACCUGCAGGCUGUGGGACAUAAGGAAUCUGUCCAAGUCCUUAGCUGUACUAAAGGGAAGGAUGGGGGCAAUAAGAGGUCUAAAGUUCAGCUCUGAUGGCCGGUUUAUGGCUAUGGCUGAGCCAGCGGAUUUCGUGCAUAUCUUUGACACCGAGUCUGGAUAUCUUCAUGGGCAGGAGAUUGAUCUAUUUGGGGAGAUUGCUGGAGUAUCUUUUAGCCCAGACAGUGAAGCUCUUUUUGUAGGCGUCUCUGAUCGAACCUACGGCAGCUUAUUAGAGUUCAACAGGAGGCAUUAUAACCAAUAUAUAGACUCCUUCUAGUGGCUGCCAAUCCUAACCAGUCCACCAAAGUAGAAGAUGGGUGUGCAUAUAUAUAUUUUGCAGAGGUUUUUGGGUGUUUGAAGUUAAAAAGAGUCUUGGAAUCCCUUGGUAUAUUGAGAUUCCCCACCUGCUAUUGGGGAGCAGGUUAUAGAUUUUUGUGGCUCGCAGAAAUUGGAAGAUAAAUUUUGCCCAUGUAAAGCGUUUUGCGAUUGCUCUGUAUAGUGGUAGUCGUAGUAAUGGUUAAUUCAAUUUAUCAAACUGUUUUUUAUCCUUUUCCUUGUAGUUGCUUUCCUUUUAGUGUUAUUAUCGAUCAUCAAAGAAGACAGCAGAAGCAAAUGCUUUUGUUUUUAUCAUAACGUACUUUUAAGAAAUAUGUGAUUUCGUUUUGCUC